UCGCCCCCGAGGGGAAAGGCAGCAGGGGCGGUUGAGAAGUCUUGGCCGGACUUUGCUUCUCGCCAGGAAAUCGGCGGCGGUGAGUCCCGGCGGAGCGGAGCCGGGCGGCGUCUCCGUCAGCGCUCCCGCGGGGAGCCCGCCGCUUUCCCUGAUUACACACGCACUCCCGACCGACCGUUGGACCCAUGAGCCUGUGGGCACGCCCGACUCACAAUGGGAACAGCCAGUGAUGAGAUGGCGCCCGUGGAGCAGGCCUCCGCGGCCUCCUCCCUGGACCCCCUGUGCUUUGAGUGUGGCCAGCAGCACUGGGCAAGAGAGAACCACCUGUACAACUACCAGGGCGAAGUGGACGACGACCUCGUCUGCCACAUCUGCCUUCAGCCGCUGCUGCAGCCGCUCGACACGCCCUGCGGACACACGUUCUGCCACAAGUGCCUCAGAAACUUCCUACAAGACAAAGAUUUCUGUCCCCUGGACCGCAAGAGACUUCAUUUCAAGCUGUGUAAGAAAUCCAGCAUCCUGGUCCAUAAACUCCUAGACAAAUUACUGGUUCUGUGUCCGUUUUCUUCCGUGUGCCAAGAUGUGAUGCAGCGCUGUGACCUAGAGGCACACCUCAAGAACAGGUGUCCUGGAGCCUCUUACCGGAGAGUUGAUCUAGAGAGAAGGAAAACUAGUCAAACUCAAACACAGAUUGAAGGUGAAAACGGAUCCACUGGACUGGAUCCUCCUGGCACCUCUCCCCCAGAAACGGACUGCUUGGGCAUUGUGCCUGCCGAGCGGAACUUGACACCUGCGCCUCUCCCUGUGUGGCCCGAGGAGCCUGGCCUGGACAACCCUGCCUUCGAGGAGAGCGCUGCAGCCGACCCUGGACAACAGCCACUCAGUUUACCAGAAGGAGAGAUCACCACCAUCGAGAUCCUCCGCUCUAACCCUUACAUCCAGUUAGGAAUCAGCAUCGUGGGCGGCAAUGAGACGCCACUGAUCAACAUCGUCAUCCAGGAAGUCUACCGGGAUGGGGUCAUCGCUCGAGAUGGAAGGCUCCUUGCCGGAGACCAGAUUCUUCAGGUCAACAAAUACGAUAUCAGCAAUGUGUCCCAUAACUAUGCCCGGGCCGUGCUUUCCCAGCCCUGCGGCAUGCUGCAGCUCACCGUGCUGCGGGAGAGGCGCUUCGGCAGCCGAGCACACAGCCAUGCGGACGGCAGUGCCCCUCGGGACGAGGUCUUCCAAGUGAUGCUUCACAAACGCGACUCGGCAGAGCAGCUGGGGAUUAAAUUAGUCCGCAGGACAGAUGAGCCGGGCGUCUUUAUUCUUGACCUUCUGGAAGGGGGGCUGGCGGCGCAGGAUGGCAGGCUCAACAGCAAUGACCGGGUCCUGGCCAUCAACGGACACGACCUGAAGCACGGGACCCCAGAGCUCGCUGCCCAGAUCAUUCAGGCCAGUGGGGAGAGAGUGAAUUUGACAAUUGCCAGACCGGGGAAGUCCCAGCCUAGCAAUGGCACCCGUGAAGCAGGAGCACACAGCGUCAGCCAGCAGCAUGCACAGCCACCCUCUCACAGCCGGCCAAGCUCACACAAGGACCUCACUCAGUGUGUCACAUGCCAGGAGAAGCAUAUCACUGUAAAGAAGGAGCCACAUGAGUCCCUUGGGAUGACGGUUGCUGGUGGCAGAGGGAGUAAGAGCGGUGAGCUGCCCAUCUUUGUGACCAGCGUGCCACCCCAUGGCUGCCUUGCCCGAGACGGCAGAAUCAAGAGAGGUGAUGUGUUGCUGAAUAUCAACGGCAUCGACCUGACCAAUCUAAGUCACAGCGAGGCUGUGGCCAUGCUGAAAGCCAGUGCCGCAUCUCCGGCCGUCGUCCUCAAAGCCCUGGAAGUCCAGAUUGUGGAGGAGACAGCCCAGACCUCGGAGGAGCAGCCAGGCGCUUUCAGUGAGAAUGAGUAUGAUGCCAGCUGGUCCCCGUCCUGGAUCAUGUGGCUUGGGCUGCCGAGUGCCCUUCACAGCUGCCAUGACAUAGUCCUGCGAAGAAGCUACUUGGGAAGCUGGGGCUUCAGUAUUGUGGGCGGCUAUGAAGAGAACCACACCAAUCAGCCAUUCUUCAUUAAAACCAUCGUCUUAGGAACCCCUGCUUACUACGAUGGGAGACUGAAAUGUGGAGACAUGAUCGUAGCCGUAAAUGGCCUGUCGACUGUGGGCAUGAGCCACUCUGCUCUGGUGCCCAUGUUGAAGGAACAAAGGAACAAGGUCACUCUGACAGUCAUCUGCUGGCCCGGCAGCCUCGUAUAGAGCUGGACGCUGCUUUCCAGUCUUGCUUCCUCUGCAGCCUCUUGAAGGAAGCG
Peromyscus eremicus (cactus mouse) is the source of this 2333-nucleotide messenger RNA. It is a transcript of the gene Lnx2, whose product is annotated as ligand of numb-protein X 2. The coding region runs from base 214 to 2280 and encodes 688 amino acids. The record is from RefSeq and is a predicted model, not a curated record. The transcript is spliced from 10 exons. Gene Ontology annotation, molecular function: ubiquitin-protein transferase activity; protein binding. Lineage: Eukaryota; Metazoa; Chordata; Mammalia; Rodentia; Cricetidae.